Cucumis melo (muskmelon) is the source of this 1754-nucleotide messenger RNA. RefSeq names its product berberine bridge enzyme-like 14. Bases 30 to 1610 code for a protein of 526 amino acids. The record is from RefSeq and is a predicted model, not a curated record. NCBI's taxonomy places the organism in Eukaryota, Viridiplantae, Streptophyta, Magnoliopsida, Cucurbitales, Cucurbitaceae. Gene Ontology annotation, molecular function: FAD binding; oxidoreductase activity. The transcript has a single exon.
UUCUUCACCAUUACAUUACACAAUAUACAAUGUGGUCUUCAUCUUCUUCAAUAAUCCUCACGUUCUUCUCUCUCACUUUCAUUUUCUCUCCAUUGGUAUCCUCUGAUUCUGUUCAACAGAGCUUUCUCCAAUGUCUAACCUCCACUUCACAACCCCAAUUCCCGAUUUCUGACGCCAUUUUCACCCCCAACAACUCUUCCUUCUUACCAGUUCUCAACUCCUACAUCAGAAACCUCCGAUUUCAAACCCCCACAACCCCAAAACCACUACUUAUAGUCACUGCCAAACACUAUUCCCAUGUCCAAUCAACCGUUGUUUGCGCCAAACGCGUCGGCCUACAGAUCAGAAUCCGCAGCGGCGGCCACGAUUUCGAGGGCCUCUCUUAUGUCUCCCAACAACCCUUCAUCAUCCUCGAUCUCUUCAAUCUUCGAGCCAUCAAUGUCGACAUUCCAACCCAAACUGCUUGGGUCGAAUCAGGGGCUACCUUGGGUGAACUUUACUACGCCAUUGCUAAAAAGAGCAACCUCCAUGCCUUCCCUGGGGGAGUUUGCCCGACCGUUGGUGCUGGUGGCCAUUUUUCUGGAGGUGGGUAUGGAAAUUUGCUCAGGAAAUAUGGGCUCACCGUCGAUAACAUUUUGGAUGCUCAGAUUGUAACUGCUGAUGGGAAGAUCCUAAACAGACAAACUAUGGGGGAAGAUUUGUUUUGGGCAAUUCGAGGUGGAGGAGGAGGAAGCUUUGGAGUUAUUCUCUCAUGGAAGAUCAGCUUAGUUCAAGUCCCAUCAACGGUGACGGUUUUUGAUGUUGAUAGAAAGAUUGAAGACGGAGCAACGGAUGUUGUUUUUGAAUGGCAGCAAGUUAUGGACAAGUUGGAUGAGAAUCUGUUUAUAAGAUUGAUGUUGCAUUCAUCCAAAGGGAAAAGUGGACAAAAAACAGGGAAAGCUACAUUGGUGUCUCUGUUUCUUGGGCCAGUGGAGAAGCUUAUGGAGAUUAUGAAUCAGAACAUACCCAGUCUGAAAUUGCAAAGAGAAGAGUGUUUUGAAAUGAGUUGGAUUCAAUCGGUUCUGUUUUGGGCAAACUUCGCAAAUGGAACAGCUCCAGAAGCGCUGUUGAGCAGGAAAAUGGCAUCAACACCAUAUCUGAAGAGGAAAUCAGACUAUGUGAGAGAACCAAUUUCAAGAGAAGGGAUAGAAGGCAUAUGGAAGGCGAUUAUGGAUGUUGAAAAAGUGGGUCUGACAUGGAAUCCUUACGGGGGGAGAAUGAGUGAGAUAUCAGAGACGGCGACGCCAUUUCCACACAGAGCAGGAGUGAAAUUCAAAAUCCAAUACUCUUCAAACUGGAAGGAAGCAGGGGACGAAGAGGCAGAAGAGGAGAUAGAGUCGUCGAGAAAACUGUACGAAGCGAUGAGCCCAUAUGUGACGAAUAAUCCGAGAGAAGCGUUUUUGAAUUACAGAGACAUAGAUGUUGGAAGUAGUAGGAAUUGGAGUUUGGAAGAAGGGAAGGUGUAUGGGGAGAAGUAUUUCAAAGGGAAUUUCGAGAGAUUGGUGGAUGUGAAGACGAAGGUUGAUCCUCAAAAUUUCUUCAGGAAUGAACAGAGUAUCCCCACUCGUUGAUGUCUUUUUUGUAAAUAAACCAGCAGCAAAGAUGAAUGUAUGAAUGAAUGAAUAAUGGUUUCAAGUUUAAAUUGUUAUGAUUUUGAUAUUAAUCAAAUCAUGUGUUAUGAUUUCGAUAUUAAUCAUGUGUUAUGAUUUGAUAAG